CGUUUUACACGUUGAGAAAGCAGGUGUAAAAAUACUUUAAUGCUAAACUAAAGCGAUUUGUAUGGACAUAUUGGGGAUAUAUCGGACCAAAAAAUAUUUAAGUAUCUGAUAUAUACCACAGUUCUGGGUCGUGGAAAGCCUAACGGUGUGCCGCGAUCGGUGAAUAAAAAACGACGAAAUGAAUUUCAACUCUUCAAACAACCCGAACACAGGGUCGAACUGGAAAGCAAAGAAUAAAUCUGGAAAGGGCAAGUACCGCCCGCAGCCCUCUGCUGACAUAGUAUAUAUCAGAGGAACAUCUUUCCAGACCGUGCCACCCCUCAGCAAACAGCUGGAUGGGAUCCCAGUCCUUGGUCUCCAGUAUGUGUGGGAGUAUCGCAGCCCAAGUCAGACUAUCCCACCACACUAUGAGUGCAAGCUUUGCAUGGUUUGCCGUUCACAGCAUGAUAUGCUCGCUCAUGUGAAAGGCUGGAAACACAACUAUCUAUACUUGAAAAAGGCCCACCCUGACAGAGUCCAUUGGGAGGAAGAAGAUGCCAUCAAAGACCCUGCUGUAAGGAAGAUGAUUAAAGAUUCUUUGGCUGAAGUGGAGCAGUUAGAGGGCAGGGGACAAGUCAAGGUGCUCAUGAAAGAGCCCUUUAAAGUAGCUGCUUUCAAAGGACUCCAUUCUGCUCAACCUAAGCCAUUGCCUAUGUCAGGAACCGGCAUGGGACCAAAUGGACCUACCUUUGGUUCGAUGUUCAGUGACCAGUCGCGUCAUGAGGAGUUUCCUCGUAAUGAUGACGGUCCUUACAAUGACUUUUCGGAUGAAUAUCGAGAUGAAUUUGAGCCACCCAACUUCAAACGCUUUGCAUCCAAUCGUCGUUUCUCAGACUCCAAUUCCGAUAAAUAUCAGGAUGACUAUGAGUCCUCCAACUUUGGGCGCUUUUCACCCAAGGAGCAUUUCUCAGACCCCGAGAUGAGUCCAAGACCAUAUCCACGUGGGUCUGGGGAUGAUUUUAGCCCAAAUAAUGGACGGGAUCGUUUUGGCUCUGGUCGAAUGUUUCCUGACCAGUUCCGGGGCCCCCAGAUGAGAACCAGUUUAUUGGACAUACCUGUGAAGAAACCAUUUGACAGGCCAAGAGCCAUGAAAGCACCAUCAGACAGUGGCUGUGAUUCAGACUCACUGCUCCAUUAUUUGGAGACCUUCCGGAUAGAGAAUGAGAGUGAUGCACAGUUAGUGCUGAAGGUGACACAGAAACUAACGGAGCUGCUGAUGGAAUACAGGCUCAAGACUAUCGCACCAGAAGGUCGUAGUCCGAGCAGCUCAAUGAACUCAAGUUUCUUGUCAUCGUCCUCUUCCAGUUUACCAAGAAGCAAUGACAGAUACUCUCGAGCCUUACCUAAAGGUCAGUCUCGGUUCUUGGAUGGCGCCCUCAGAUUCUAGAGAUGUCACGUCUGAUGACAUUGGUCUUCUUCGUGUCCAUUUGCAGUGAACAUAUAGGAGUAACUGUACAUAAAUUCUUUUAAGCUUU
Messenger RNA from Syngnathoides biaculeatus (alligator pipefish), 1514 nucleotides. RefSeq lists its product as uncharacterized. The record is from RefSeq and is a predicted model, not a curated record. The transcript is spliced from 12 exons. Gene Ontology annotation, cellular component: precatalytic spliceosome. Gene Ontology annotation, molecular function: double-stranded RNA binding; single-stranded RNA binding. Lineage: Eukaryota; Metazoa; Chordata; Actinopteri; Syngnathiformes; Syngnathidae. Bases 179 to 1426 code for a protein of 415 amino acids.